CCCCCUCCUGAAGCGGAAGUCCCGCCUCUCUGGUAGCCCGCCCCUGACCCUAGCGCGGGGCGGGGCAGAGUCCGGUGUCCGUCAGUGCAGCAGCAGCCGCGAGCAUGGCUGCCCCAUCUGGAGAGCAGAUUUACAGAGAGGUGCAGGAUUAUUAUGGUGAAGAUUUGCAGAAAUCAGAGGAUCUGCAAACCAACGCCUGCGUCACCUUGGCUAGGCCUUUGCCCACGUUCAUAAAGGAGGCUCUGAAGUGUGUCCAUGAUGAUGUUGUGUCAAGGUACUAUGGCUGCGGCCUUGUGAUCCCAGAGUGCCUGGAGACCUGUUGGAUAUUGGAUCUGGGGAGUGGGAGUGGCAGGGAUUGCUAUAUGCUGAGUAAACUGGUUGGAGAGAAAGGGCGUGUCACUGGAAUAGACAUGACCGACGCCCAGGUGGAAGUGGCAAAGAAGCACAUUGACUAUCACAUGAAGAAAUUUGGCUACCAGGUGCCUAACGUGGACUUCAUCCAUGGCUACAUGGAAAAGCUGGGAGAUGCUGGCCUUAAAGAUGAGAGUUAUGAUAUAGUUAUCUCAAACUGCGUAAUUAACCUCUCGCCUGAUAAGAGAACAGUCCUGCAGGAGGCCUAUCGAGUGCUAAAGGCUGGUGGAGAGAUGUAUUUCAGCGAUGUCUAUGCCAGCUGUGACCUGCCUGAGGACAUCAGGAAACACAGGGUCCUCUGGGGCGAGUGCCUGGGAGGAGCCCUGUGGUGGAAAGACCUCUACAGAAUUGCUGAGGAAGUUGGAUUCUGCCCACCGCGCUUGGUGACCGCCAGCCGAAUAACCAUCAAUAACAAGGAACUGGAGAGCGUCGUUGGUGACUGUCAGUUUGUCUCUGCGACUUUCCGUCUCUUCAAAGUACCCAAGAAAGGCCCGGCCGAGCAGUGCCAGGUUAUUUACAACGGUGGGAUCACCGGGCAUGAGAGAGAGCUGGAGUUUGAUGCCAAUUUCACAUUCAAGGAAGGGGAGGUUGUGGAAGUGGAUGCAGAAACUGCAGCCAUUUUACGGAGCUCCAGGUUUGCCGAGGAAUUCCUGAUCCGACUGGCUGCAGGGAGGGCACCUGGAGGCUGUUGUCCUGCAAAAGUAAAGGAAAAGAUCGUUGAUCCAUUCCAAUUAGUGGAGCAUCUGGAAGCAAAGGACCUUGCUCUCAAGCCAGCGGGCUGCUGUGGCCCCAAAGGGUGCUGCUGAAAAGCUGAGUACCUAGCAGCAGGAACCAGCAGAGCAGAGGCUGAAGAAUCAGAGCUGUUUUUGUUACUCAUCACUGAGCAGCAAUUAAAAAUUAAUAGCAGGGGUAAUGAAGCUGAGCACUUCACGGCUUCACAGCACUGCACAGGUACUGCAGAAUGCGAUGAAAUAAACCCCAGCUGUCCCCUGGGUUCCAGCCCUGGUGCAUGGCCGCAAUCAGAA
Messenger RNA from Gopherus flavomarginatus (Mexican gopher tortoise), 1436 nucleotides. RefSeq names its product arsenite methyltransferase (gene AS3MT). The transcript is spliced from 11 exons. NCBI's taxonomy places the organism in Eukaryota, Metazoa, Chordata, Testudines, Testudinidae. Gene Ontology annotation, molecular function: arsenite methyltransferase activity. The record is from RefSeq and is a predicted model, not a curated record. Gene Ontology annotation, biological process: toxin metabolic process; arsonoacetate metabolic process. Gene Ontology annotation, cellular component: cytosol. The coding region runs from base 105 to 1217 and encodes 370 amino acids.